Messenger RNA from Acaromyces ingoldii, 2859 nucleotides. RefSeq lists its product as hypothetical. Gene Ontology annotation, molecular function: transcription coactivator activity. The transcript has 2 exons. Gene Ontology annotation, cellular component: SAGA complex. The coding region runs from base 1 to 2619 and encodes 872 amino acids. Lineage: Eukaryota; Fungi; Basidiomycota; Exobasidiomycetes; Exobasidiales; Cryptobasidiaceae. The record is from RefSeq and is a predicted model, not a curated record. Gene Ontology annotation, biological process: regulation of transcription by RNA polymerase II.
AUGAGCUCUGACGUGCUGACGCGCUAUCGACCUUCGCCCAGCCCGUCUCGGGAAUUGGCGCAGCGAUCUUCUUCGUCAUCGUCUUCAGCUGCUCUGGUGCAUGCCCUUGCAUCUCAAGAUGGGAUCCCACCGAUACAAAAUCUCAAGGAGCUUCACGCCAGCCUCUUGAGCCUACGUGCAGAGACCGAGCAGCGAAGUGCGCGUCUGGUGAAGGACCAAGAUGACAUCUCCAAGGGUAGACUUCCCCUUUCAAAAGCCCGCUCGAUCUCAAAUGUUUCCGCUUCUGGCUCAGCGAGCAAGCCAAAGCCAAAACCAGGGAGCCUGGCCUCACCGCCAUCGCGGGUCAUCACACCGGGCCCCUCGGCGUCACCAGCACCAGUGUCGGCGCCUCCAUUGGCCCCACUGUCCGCGUCGGCUUCACAAGGGGUUGGCACGGGGUCUGGGGCCAAUGUGGGAGGCAAGCCUCGCAAGAGCAAGGUCAAGCGAGAAGCGAGCACAGGUGCCCAGAGUAGCGGCCCAAGGCAAGGUAGCGAAGCCAGUCCAGGUCUGGACUCGGACAUGGUCUGGGAAGAUGCUCCGCUGGCUCGACCCGGAAGGACCUACAACAACAAAAGGGGAAGAUUGGGGACGGCAGAUUCUCAAGACGAUUCGUCGACGUCUGAAUUUGCUUCGCCUCAGCCUCCAAGCUCCCAGAAACCGGGUUCGCAAGCCCAGCCCCAGCAAGACCCGCAGCAAGUAUCGCAUGUCCAACCCCAGCAACAGUCAUCGUCGACCGACAGCAAUGUCAGCGCGAGAGGCCUCGGCUCAAACUUAUAUGCUGGGCCCAGCAGCUCUACGGGACCCUCAUCCUCGAACCUGGGCAUCAAGCUUAAGCUCAAUCCAACUGCGUCUACAGCGUCCCAGCACCAACGACGAGACUCGGCUGCGUCGGCUCACCUGCGGCGAGGCUCGACGUUUCGAGGCGACUCUCCUGUCGCCUCCACCCCCAUGACACCCGCUCAGGCGUCUCAGGCGGCAAUGUGGGAGCUUCCGAAGAAGACACCAGAGACCUUCGUUCCGAAAUUGGCGCCAACAAAGCCACCAAGGCCCUACCCCACGAAGCAGGACGAUGUCGACGUUGACUUUGCCAAGAUGGAUUGGCGCGAGAGAGACAAGGAGAGGGACAGACUGGAGGCCGUGGCUGCGGCUGCAUCUGGACCUGGGCCAGGUCAAGCCAUCGUCAAGGAGACGGCCGUGCAGCGAGCAAGGGAUCGGAAGCAAGAGCAAGUGCCUCAUCACACUUUUCAGAGCUGGGUCGACGCCUACUUCAGGACGAUGACCGAAGAGGAUCUGGCGUGGCUAUCGAGCAAGUCAGAAGACAUGGAGCCUUUUCAGAUUCCACCACUUGGAAGGCAUUACAGUGAGGUGUGGGAGGAAGAGGAUACGAGCAGCGCGUCUGCUGCUGCACUGGGCUACCCUCCGACCCCAGGUUCUUCGACCUUUUCAACGCUAGGAGCAUCCUCGGUCCGUCCAGGAGCGAAUGGAGUCGGGACCUCAGCAGCAGGGUCGGUAGGGCCGAACGGAGUCCAUGCCAAGAGCAGGAGCGGACUCAAUCAGCUGGCAAUCGAGCCUGCGCCCAAGUUCGAUCCACGACAUAUGCGUGAUGAGCAUGUCUUUGGUACGGCGCAGGAGGAUGCGCGUGGAGGACCAUUCACCGAGCGAUUGAUCGCCGCUUUACUGCCGACCAGCGUCAGCACGAGCAGCGGCAAUGGCGGCGCCCAUGGCUCCGACCUUUCGUCCAAUGGUGUGGCAAUGGACAUGGGGAACAGCUCAGCGGGAGGCCUUGUCUUGAACGGGCACCAUGGAGAAGGAGGCGAAGGGGCAAGCCGAAGUCAGGACAUGGCUGAAUUUGAAGAACGGAUUCGGCGAGAAUUAAAGGCCUUAGACGUCGUGCCGGCAACGGGGAGCUUGACCGGUGUUGUUGGUACUGGCACUGGAGAUGCAGACGUAGACUGGUCCAAUCGGACCGAUGACGAGAUCUCUUCGACGUUGCGACAAGUGCAACGAGCCCUUCGUCGACAGAUGAGAAUCAACGAACUGCGAAAAUCGCGGCUUUUCAAAAUCGCACAUGAUCGGUUGGCCUGGCAGGAUUACAUGACUGCGCUCAACACGACCGAGAGGGAGAUCGAGCAGGGAUGGAUGAAGAGGCAAGCGCAGAUCCGAAAGAGUUUGCAGGCGCAGAAGAAGAAAAAGGGCGGCGCUGGACAUAGCGGUGGAGCUCCCUCCUCAUCUUCGAGCGGGCCUCCGGGCUCGUCGAGUGCGACAAACUCUCUUGUAGCCGCGGCGACGGCAGCGGCUUCCAGUGGUCCGGGAACGCCUGGGGGAGCACCGAGCUCUGAUCUUGCGCACGAUGCCUCGAUGCCAGCCAGCGUCGGGACACCGGGUGGGUCGACUACCGAAACAAGGCAUGCAGGGCCGAUCCGCCCUCAAUUCUCUGAGCAGCUCAUCACGGCCAUGAAGAGAAGAACAAAGCUGCAUGAUGGCUUGUACCCCCUCAUGAGGCACCUCCCCCACGCCUUCAAGACGCCGACGAACAGCGACGAAUCCGUUUAUCGCGACUUGGACUUGUCGGGAGAGUGAUCUACACGACAUCGCGCUCACCUCAGCCACCAUCUCGCUUGUACAUUUCUCUCACCGUUCUUACCUCGGAAGCCAUACAUUAGAUUCCCGCUCCGUCCACAUGGUCGCUCAAAAGCAGCAGCAAGGGCCUGAAAGUGUGUAUGAGUAAAUUGAAGGAGGAGAGUAGUCAAGGGUUGCAUGUACAGCUUCAAGAUGUGCUACCGACGGCCUGUCCAAAUGCACUGUUGAACUUGAGGAGGU